UCUCAUUUUGGUGCGGGAUGUUCUUGCUGAUGGUCAGCAAGUCAGACAGACAGUCCGGGGCUUGGCAUUUUUCUCUUCACAUUCUGUUGGGGGCUGCGGUUGAAAAGAAAAAAGAAAAAGUUGCAACCAUGACGAGACAAAGACAGUGAGUGAAUAUUGACGUGGAAUGAAUUAAGUCACUUAGGCGACCCAUCAUGGCGAUAAGGGAGCUUAAAGUUUGUCUUUUAGGGGACACCGGUGUGGGAAAAUCCAGCAUUGUGUGUCGCUUCGUCCAGGAUCACUUUGACCACAACAUUAGCCCCACGAUAGGAGCCUCAUUCCUGACCAAGACAGUGCCAUCCGGAAGCGAGCUGCAUAAAUUUCUGAUUUGGGACACGGCGGGACAGGAGCGGUUCCACUCAUUAGCACCAAUGUACUACAGAGGAUCAGCUGCUGCUGUCAUCGUCUAUGAUAUCACUAAACUGGACUCUUUCCAGACAUUAAAGAAGUGGGUGAAGGAGCUGAAGGAACAUGGGCCCGAGGACAUUGUUGUUGCUAUUGCAGGGAACAAGAACGACUUAGGAGAUAUCAGGGAAGUCCCAAUGAAGGAGGCCAAGGAGUUUGCUGAAUCCAUUGCCGCCAUCUUCAUCGAGACCAGCGCCAGGAAUGCCGUAAACGUGGAGGAACUCUUCCAGAAGAUCAGCAAACAGAUCCCGCCGCUAGAAAACCUCGACGUGGAAAGCACAGAGUCGUUCAAGCUGACCCGACAGCCUGCUCCGUCCACCAGGAGGUGCUGCUAGAACAUCUACAGACUGUCAAGGUCACAGCCGCCAUGCAAAACAUCUCAUGCUUAGUUUCACAUGUAUUACAAGGUAUUGGAACCACUAUGAAAAGAAAAAGAAAAGAAGCACUUUUAUAUUCUAGAUUUUUUCUCAAAAAUAGCAAUAACGUAAAAAAAAAGAAGUUGAAUAAAAAAUGUGUAGUUUUACAAGAAUAAGUUUUACAAGAAUAAGGCAACUUCAUGAAGUUUGGCCUUAAUACUCAAAUGUGACAUAACCUCAGUUAUCUAACAAAAGAAUAACUUUUUUUUUUUUUUAGUAACUCAUAUAUUGCCCUCUUUUGCUGCAUUGCAAAGCAUUUCCAUCCCAUUAGCUCUCAUUACCCUCAAUGCACUGUGGCUCUUCAGUGGCGCAGCAACAUACAAUUUUUAUGCACAUGCACUUGUGUAGCACACGCACACAUACGCACACACACGCACACACACUUGCACACACACUUGCACACACACUUGCACAGACAAAUAUUUAUGCACUUGUAUAAGAGGUAACCGUAAUAGUUGCAUGGUUAGUACGGCGCCCCCUGCUGGAAUAUUAUGACCGUCCCCUUUGCUACAGUUGUUUACAUGCUGAAUGAACUACAGAUGAACACAUUGUGUCAAGUGCAUUUAGUCUUUGCAUGAAGAGACUUGCCUCAUAAGCAGUGAUUGGUUUUAUCAACAUUUUUACCUUUUGUACAAGUGUAAAACCAAGUUAAAAACAGUUUAAUAAAACGGAAAUAAAGUCAAAGCAAGCGCUCAUUAACUGAGUUCAUCUUUUAGAUGCUCACUGAGCUGAAGUGUUGUUCCACUGUGGAAUAUCCGCUGUUUACUGUUGUGUGCUUUCAUUACAGAGAAUACAACAUGUGUUUUCCAUGUAUUAUAUUUUGUAUUUCUACCCCAGAAGGGGAAUUUUUUAAUAUUACCUUUAAAAAAAAAAAAAAAAAAGACUAAUGAGCAUGUAAGAAAGUCUUUAAAUACAAUGAACUAACAAAUAAACAAUAUAAUUUUAAAGAAGAAAUUAGGUUUUUUAAUCACAAUAUGUUCUAUGCAUCCUCAUUCGUCUAAACCUGAUAUUCUGAUUAAUUUUGCAUUAAUCAUAAAAGUCCAUCCAUUUUUAGCCAUCUCAGAGGGCUUGCCAUUCUGCCUUGAACCGCCACCUGCUGUUGACUGACAAUAACAUCACAGUGCCUGAGGGCUCAGGAAGGACUUUUUCUGGGUUUGCUCAUGUCACAUUGGCAAGAUCAUCCCUUAGACCAGUGGUCCCCAACCUUUUUUGCGCCACGGACCGGUUACGUGUCAGAAAUAUUUUCGCAGACCGGCCUUCAUAUAAAUAAAUAAUACAUUUAUAAUAAAUAUAUAAACUCACCAUUACGUUGAAUUAGUGGGAGCACUCAGCUUGUUUCUCGGAAACGAUCCCAUCGAGGCGUAAUCGGACACAAUGACACCCGAAGUGGUUAAGGUUUGUCUUUUAAGACAGGAUGCUUGGUCUCCACUUGCCGAAGCAGUUUUGAAGGCUUCAUUGCCUCGUUAGCUAGCCUGUCGCCACAUAUUAUGCAGAGUGGGAUUGGCGCGUCAGAGUCACCUGUAGCAAUAAAUCCAUAUUUUAAGUCGGACUCCAGAAAUUUUCUUUUAAAUGCAGCUUUCCUUUUCUUAGAAUUCGUAGCCUCUUCUUCCGUCUCCUCAUUGGGCUUUUUUCCCUUUCCAAAGAAGUAUUCCAAACAUCUCUGUUUCUUGCUCAUAUUUGCUUGCUUCGCGGGCUCGAGUGAGAUGAAAUGUCACGUGACCGAGACGAGCGUCUUGACCUGAACCGACGGAUGUAAUUGGGAGAGAAUCGACAUUUUUUUUUAUAUUUUUCAAAAUACAUUCGGCUUGGCGGCCCGGUACCAAAUGACCCACGGACCAGUACCGGUCCCCAGACCGGGGCUUGGGGACCCCUGCCUUAGACACUGUGACGUCAUUUUCAGUCGACAGCAAGUUGCAAAAUGGCCGCCCCCUUAGAUAGAUAAAAAUACGAGUGGAUUUUUCUGCUUAAUCCAUAUUCCCCAAAUGCAAUAUCAAAUCCAAAUUCAGUGUUUAUGCUCGUAGGGGCACAUAGAACAUACUGUAAAGAUUUUUGACUUGACUUCCCCUUUAAAGUGUGUUUUUAAAUAAGUUUGUAUCAUCAGUUUAUUUCAUCCAUGCUGGAUUUAUUGUUAGUAUGCAAUGAAGCGAUCUUGCGAAACAUACUGGAUGUCAAAUUACCGUUUUUUCCCAUGUAUAAUGCGCCCCCAUGUUUAAUACGCACCCUAAAAAUGGCAUGUUGAUGCUGGGAAAAAAGCCUGUACCCAUGUAUAAUACGCACCCAAAUUUUGACUCCUACUUAAGUCCGUGAACGUAAAAUUAUUUCAGAAAAAAGAUCAUCUUUGGGAACAACCGGAUGUUAUUCUGCCGGUCAGUAUCACUGCGCAUGCGCUAGCAUACUCAAUAGCGAAGAAAUGUUUCGGAUUUGUGUAGGGUACAUUGUGACAGCAUACGAGCAGGUGAUCUAGCAAGCGUCUGAUACGAGAGCAUUGUGUUCGUAUGGAGCGUGUUUGAAGUGAACAGCAGAGAAGAAAGCGCAUCUGUAAUGGCGGCCUCCGUAUGAUAUCCGGAUUUAAAAAAAAAAAAAAAAUUUUUUUUUUUGUACCCAUGUAUAAUGCGCACCCCAGAUUAUACAUGGAAAAAAACGGUAGUUGAUAUUCCCAAAAGUGCCUCUAUGCAUGAAAGCUGAUUUAUCAAAUGACGUAGAGCUUCCUUGAAGGUGCUCUAACUUGUUUAUGCAUCUAAUCAGUGUACUGUAAUAAAAUUGUAAUUAUUUACUCUUA
This is a messenger RNA of Syngnathus typhle (broad-nosed pipefish), 3639 nucleotides long. RefSeq names its product RAB31, member RAS oncogene family (gene rab31). Gene Ontology annotation, molecular function: GTPase activity; GTP binding. NCBI's taxonomy places the organism in Eukaryota, Metazoa, Chordata, Actinopteri, Syngnathiformes, Syngnathidae. The record is from RefSeq and is a predicted model, not a curated record. Bases 195 to 779 code for a protein of 194 amino acids. The transcript has 7 exons.